Molecule: messenger RNA, 2234 nt
Organism: Saccostrea cuccullata (small rock oyster)
Lineage: Eukaryota; Metazoa; Mollusca; Bivalvia; Ostreida; Ostreidae
Exons: 7
Coding region: 53-1003 (316 amino acids)
Source: RefSeq, a predicted model, not a curated record
UCUAGAUAUAUCGAUAUCUUCUAAUUAAUUUCAGAUCAAUGGCAGACCUCUGAUGACGGCGCGCCCGGGAAACCAGAGACGCCAGAAACAUCUCAGGAUGUCAGGUUUCUCACGACUUUCAGUUUCAUUCUAUCUCCUCCAGUUCUUUCUGGAAACACCAGCUUUUGUUGAUGGUAGGCGAAUUAACAUACAGAAGAGAUAUACAAAGAACCAAGUCUGCAAGGAAACAACACAUACCGUAACAAAUGUACAGAAUUGUCCAUUGGAUGACAAUUCAUUUCAGGAAAGGGUGCAAGCUAAACAAUGUGAAAAAGUCAACCAUUCUUCUUGCUCAGAUGAAAUAUUUGUGUACCACUGUGUACGUUUUCGAGAAAACCUAGUCGAGCUGUGUGCACCAAGAGGAUUAAUUACAGGUGGAUGCUGUGCGCAAUUCAAUGAAGGAGUAGGAAGAGUGAUAGAAGACUACAACGUGCUAUGUUCGGAAUGCCCCCUAAACUACUAUACAAACGAGACAUGCAAAUAUCCAUCCUGUGUUAAGCCUAGAACAAUUGCAACUGAAACAAGUAUAUCACAAUUGCCAAAUGAAACUUCAAUUCCCAAAGUUUCCACAGCCAAAAUCUCAACAACAAACAAAAUAGAUUGCAGUACAUCAGAACGCUCCAAACGACAUGCUAGGUGCAUCUUAAAUCGGAAAAAUUCAGUCCAAAGCAUAGAGGCAACAAGUAUUUCGACUUCUUCAGCAAGCAAUGGAAACACUGGAACUAGACCUAUUAGAGUGACAACGUCAUUUUUAUACAUCAUUAUUGCAGUUACUGUAGUUAUAGUCAUCAUAAUUUCGUCUUUGAUGUUAUACUACAGUCGAAAACGUUCAUUCAAAUUUUGUAUUUGCAUUGCAUCAAAGGAAAACACUAAAAAUGUUGAAUGGAUGGAUCCAGAACGUGAAAAACUCGAGGUAUCCAAUAAAGUAUAUGCAGUCAAAGAAAUCGCAGACUUGAAAAAUUGAAAAUCAGGAGCCUCUUUUACUGAAUGGAUCUUCCAGCUGCGAUAAACCCUGAAAAGAGCGAUAACCGAUGUUUAAAUCUCAGGAAUCAAAAAACUGAAUGGACAUCUUCUCCUAAUUCUAUUGCACAAUCUCAACAACAAGCAGGUGAUAAGGAAUUGUCGAUAGCCUAGUCAAUUUACAUGCCAUUGGAUAUAUUAUCAUUAGUAUUAAUAUUUUAUUAAGGCAAUUUUGCAUUUGAGGUCUUCUUCAAGAUCAUGUAACUUCGAAUUCAUUUGAUUUUAAUUAGAUAAAUCUAUCUCAAAAAUGAGUUCUUAUCCAAACAAUUAAUCUAGAUCAUGUCUGUUUAAAUAAAUCAAAAGUUAAUUUUAGAUCAGGAAAAUUCCUCACUAAAACAUUAAUUUUUCAUUUUGUUAGCUUUUCAGUGUCCAUGAUUCAGUAACAGUUUAUUUCUAAAAAUGCUUUCCAUUUAUUUAAUAUAUUUAGAAACAAAUUAGCAACAUAACUGAGUAAAAUGAAUAUUUACAUAUACAUGUAAAAUCAGACAUAAAAACAAUGACAGCUUAGCCAAAAAACCCUAAAAAGUAGCGUGUUAUGUAUAAGCUUCAUACAUUUGUACAUGUGUAUAUAUAUCAAAUUUAAAUCAAUUAUAUAUAAUAUCACAGAAACUAGAACUUCACAUAUACGAUCAAGGCUAAAGACUAUAAAUAAGAUUAUAGGAACAUUGAAUAAAGUUUAUCAUGUGUGAAUGCACUAUUUUUUUUUUAUCUGGCUUUUGAUUGAGGUUGACUGGAAUGGCAAUAAUUUGAUUUUAUAUUUUUCCUUAAAAAGUUCGGAUUUCAUACAAGUCAAAAUACCGGUAAAUGAUAGCAAUUGACAAUUCUACCAAAAAAACCCAUAAAAGUACUAUCUGAAAAAAAAGUUUUAAAAAAUUUCCUCUUUCGUUUUUAAAUAUUUUGCUAAUUAUAUGAAAAUUAAUGUACAAGGAAGAAAUAAAGUCACGUUUAUUCAUUAUAAUUUAAGCUUAUAUCAUACAAAAUAGCUCUAUUAUAUUUACUAAUUAUCAUAUGUUUUUUUCACAAGUUGAUCACAAGGACAUAAUAAUGUUACUAGAGAAUGUUAUAACCCCAUAUGACAAAUUUCAUUGAAAAAUUACGCAAAGAUUUAAUCACAUCCUUGUUUCAUUCAUUCUUGAUCUGCGUAAAAUCAGAUACACAUAACAAACUAAAAAUCG